AUGGAUCCAACGAUUACUUGUGAUUUAAAAUUGUGUCUGUUGUCUACUGCUGACGUGAUAUGGCUACGAUUACAAAGAAACGCAGUUCAGCCACCGAACCAGCAGACAAGAUUUAUUCGCAGUUAAUACGGAGUUAACGUAUACAUUAACAAAAAUACAAAUGCACCUAUGAACAUGCUAAAUGUUCCGACAUGGCCUAGACAAGGUACAGGUGUUCCGCGACUUGUGAAUCCAGCACAAACAUGGAACAACAUUACUGUAAGCAAAGCUAACCAUGGAGGACUAUACAAAUAUGGCGCCAACAAACCAAAGCGUGUGAGAACAGCAUUCACUAGCAAACAAAUGGCGGAACUAGAACAAGAAUACACUAGCACAAAAUACCUAGACCGGGCACGUCGCUUGGAGCUAGUGGAAAUUUUACAACUCAACGAGAGGACUAUAAAAAUAUGGUUCCAGAAUAGAAAUAUGAAAGAAAAAGAGAUUUUGACGGAUCACUUAGAAGUUAAACUUGAACGGUCUGAAGAAACCAGCAUGACUGCUUCUUCGCCAGAUAUAGGUCCGCUUUUAGUUCAUCACAAGUAAUUCAAUGACCUAAUGCUUACUGAACCAAACCAACCAGGACAAUCUCUUUCUAUCGUGCCGAUGUAUGGGCUACAAACGUUACUUCUGCCUCCGACACCAAAUGGAAUCGUUUAA
Molecule: messenger RNA, 696 nt
Organism: Bombyx mori (domestic silkworm)
Lineage: Eukaryota; Metazoa; Arthropoda; Insecta; Lepidoptera; Bombycidae
Product: homeobox protein Hox-A1a
Biological process (GO): regulation of transcription by RNA polymerase II
Cellular component (GO): nucleus
Molecular function (GO): RNA polymerase II cis-regulatory region sequence-specific DNA binding; DNA-binding transcription factor activity, RNA polymerase II-specific
Source: RefSeq, a predicted model, not a curated record